GAAAAAAUGUAAAAAAUUUUGUAAAUUUUCCAUCUAAAGCACUGUUAAUUUUAGGUUCUUGGUUGUAUUUAUAAAUUUCUUUAAUUAAAUUAUCAUCGUCUCUUUGAGAUAAACUGUGGUUUGUGAGUCAAGUUUACUGUAAAAAGUCAUUGAUUUGGAGGCCAAUACCUAACCUAAAUAUUUGUUUAUAUUUAAGAUUUACCUUUAAUUGUAAACAAAGGGAGUUUUAAAUUAGAAAGCAAAUAAUUUAAUUGUAGAUAACAACCCACACCUAAGUAUGCGUUUCUCUUAUCUAUAUUCAUCAAGUGCUUUAUAUUUCAUUUGAUGACAAUGUGAAAAUUUUCCGUUUGGUGUUAUUUUCUCGAGAUGGUUCAAUAAUGAUUAACCGUGAUUAAUAACUAAAGCCCGGUUAAUUAAACUUUAUAUUCAGUAAAUUGUAAUUGUGCCGAUAAUAAAAAAUGCCUCGCAAGUAUGACAAUAGGCGAAACUACAAUGUAUACAGUAAUUUUCAUGUGGUGGGUAUGGAUAAGGAAAGAGACAGCAUUUACAGUAUACCCUUCUGGAUCGGGCUGUUAGUCUUUGUUUUUCUAUGGGGAAUAUUUGGUGUGGUUUAUUUGUCAGAUGCAGUAUUGCCUACAGCUUUAGAAGUUGCUGAUGAGACUGAUUAUCCAGAUUCAUUUAUUACCGAAAGGGCCGUCAAUGACCUAAACUACCUUACAAGUUUGGGCCCAAAAUUGACUGGUAGUUCUGAGAAUGAAUAUGUUGUGGUUGAAUAUCUUUCAAACACAAUAAGCUCCAUCAUUUCCGAAUCGCAUCCAAAUCAGUACAUCGAGUUUGAUCUACAAAAUGUAACAGGUGGAUAUUAUUUGGACGAUAUAGCAGGAUUCAUGAACGUUUAUGAUCGAGCUCAAAAUGUUAUCGUAAAAUUACAUGGCGCUCAGAAUGAAUCUCAGAAUAGUCUAUUGGUUAAUUCGCAUUUUGAUACUGUUCCCGCUAGUCCAGGCGGUAGCGACGAUGGAAUUAAUGUGGUGAUUAUGUUGGAAAUAUUGCGCAAACUAUCUCUCAGUGAGGAAAGGCAAUCACACAAUAUUAUAUUCCUUUUUAAUGGUGCCGAAGAAGCUCCCUUAAAGACUGCUCAUGGUUUCAUUGCUCAUCAUAAAUGGGCCCAGGAGUGUAAAGUGUUGAUAAACUUGGAAUCUUCUGGAGCAGGGGGAAAAUUGAUUUUAUUCCAAACAGGACCCCAAACUCCCUGGUUAUUGAAAUACUACCGAAAAGUACCCCAUCCUUAUGGAAGUGUUUCAGCUGAAGAAGUAUUUCAAGCUGGAAUAAUCCCUUCUGAUACGGAUUUCAGGAUUUUUAGAGAUUUCGGGAAUUUAGUUGGUGUCGACAUGGCUUACUACAAAGAUGGGUAUAGAUACCAUACGAAAUAUGAUGGUUUCGACAAUAUUCCUUUGGGUUCUUAUCAACAUGGUGGUGAUAACACUCUAGCUUUGGUCAAGUAUUUAGCAAACGCUCCAGAAGUUGCAGAGCAAAACGGAUCGAUUGGCAAUUCAGUUUACUUUGAUGUAUUUGGAUUGUUUAUGAUCGCCUACAGUAACACGACGGCUAUAAUUGUAAAUAUUUCCACUGCAGUUUUAUCUUUUGCAGUUUUAAUUUACAGUUUUAUCAUUUUUGGAACAGGACUGAAAAAAUCAACUAUUAAAUUUUAUCUUUUUACCGUUCUGGCUAUAAUAUUUGGAUGGAUUUUAUCGGCAUUGUAUGUAGUUGGACUAGCUUAUCUACUGGAUCCAUUAAGUAAAACGAUGUCUUGGUAUGGAGCGCCAUGGUUCAUUUUUGGCCUUUAUAUUGUUCCCACUUUUGGAUUAUCUGGAUUUUUGACUUCGUUCGUUAAUAAUCGAUACAACAAUUUUCAGAAUCUCUCAUUGGGAGUGCGGAGCCAAUUACAGGCUCAUUUACUUCGAUUGGUGUGGACUUUCUUGCUGAUUGUUGGAACUAUUUUGAAUAUACGUUCAACAUAUAUUAUUAUGAUUCCCGUUUUAUUCAGUUCUAUUGGAUUUCUGGUUAUUAACGUUUUCCGAUUGCAUCGUACAGUUAGAGUUUGGCUAAUCAUAUAUACUGGUAGUUUGUUAAUCCCAAUUGCUUAUAUAAUAUACCAAGGAUGGUUAUCGUUGGUUUGUUUUAUACCAAUUACUGGCAGAUUGGGAUCUGACAAAAAUCCGGAACUGUACAUUGGGCUUAUAACGUUGUUAUACACCUUGUUAGCUACAUCGCACUUGAUAAUUCUUACAGCUCUAUUAAGACGGUCUCGAUGGUAUUAUUUGGCACUUUCAACCACGUUUGUCGUCUUUUUUGUUCUACUGUUUACCCCUAUAGGGUUUCCUUACAGUGGAGACACAAAUGGACCAACAMCUCAAAGGCACUGGAUUGCUCAUACACAUAGACAAUUUUUCGAUAAAACUGCGAAUCUUACUAGAAACAAUUCUGGGAUUUUAUUGCUGAAUAUGGAUAGAAAUUCGCCCAACGCUGUAAAGGCAUAUGUGCCACAAUUAAAAGAGCCACUAUCGAUAGAAGAUGAUUGCAACCAAUAUACUUUUUGUGCAAUGCCGCUUACUUUGGGUAAAGCAAUCAAAAGAAUUAAAUACAGCUCUUGGAUCGUUGCUAGUCAGCCAAGUUUUCCUGCGAAUGAAACUUUAAAAUUCGAAGUGGUGUCAAAGGAUUAUGUAACCUCUACUCGUUUGAAGUACUUUCUUCGAAUUACAGGACCUGAUAGGCUUGAAUUCUACUUCACACCGAAAACAAACGCAACUUUAUUAAGCGUCUCGCUUAUUGAUGCCGUAGAGCCGACCAAGUUUACAUUUAAGGAUCGUUCAGUUUAUGUGGUUUUGUAUCAGUUGGGAAAAGGCGAUGGUACACCUUUAGAGUUCAAUCUCGUUAUGGAAAUACCGGAAAACCACCAGGGCCCAACUGUUGAUUUGGGUAUAUCUGCACGAUACGUUCACCAGGCUAGGAUUGAAAAGAAUGCGGAAUAUUUAGAGUUUUUAAGCAAAUUUCCAGAUUGGGCACACCUCACAUCCUUCUUAGCGGCCUAUCAAUCCCAUAUUAUAUAAAAGAGAAGACUGGAACAGAGUUCCUGGUAGACAGGAAAUGAUAUUAUUAUUUGUAUUGUUGUUGUUGCUCAACAAUUGGUGAAAUGUUUCUUUAGUGUUAUCCUUUGCCACUUGGUAUUCCAAUGAAUAGUUGUAACAUUUUCUGAAGGAAGUUUUUUAAUAAAUAAAUAGUUUUGGAAAGAUAA
This is a messenger RNA of Dendroctonus ponderosae (mountain pine beetle), 3292 nucleotides long. Its product is annotated as endoplasmic reticulum metallopeptidase 1. NCBI's taxonomy places the organism in Eukaryota, Metazoa, Arthropoda, Insecta, Coleoptera, Curculionidae. Gene Ontology annotation, biological process: proteolysis. The coding region runs from base 459 to 3107 and encodes 882 amino acids. Gene Ontology annotation, molecular function: metalloexopeptidase activity. The record is from RefSeq and is a predicted model, not a curated record. The transcript is spliced from 15 exons.